Molecule: messenger RNA, 807 nt
Organism: Python bivittatus (Burmese python)
Lineage: Eukaryota; Metazoa; Chordata; Lepidosauria; Squamata; Pythonidae
Source: RefSeq, a predicted model, not a curated record
CGAGCAGCAUGGCAGCGGCGUUAAUGCUCCGAGUCUCCGUUAGUUCGCUGCACAGGCAAGGGAAAGUCUGUGCAGACAGGCUCGCUCGGGAACUUUUGUAGAGUGAAAAAGAGACUGUGUCCUUGAUUCAAAUGUCACCUGUGAUACAGAAUCACAUGCUGCUUUGGUGUCUUCUAGGGCAAUGGCUUCCAAAACUCCGGUUGGAUUCAUUGGUUUGGGAAACAUGGGAAAUCCAAUGGCGAAAAACCUUGUAAAACAUGGUUAUCCCAUUAUCGCAUGUGAUAUAUUUCCCGAAGCAUGUAAAGAAUUUCAAGAGCUGGGUACACAGGUAACUGAUUCUCCAGCAGAUGUAGCAGAAAAAGCCGAUAGGAUUAUUACAAUGCUUCCAUCUAAUCUUAAUGCAAUAGAAGUUUACAUAGGUACAAAUGGAAUUCUCAAGAAAGUGAAGAAAGGUUCUUUAUUAAUAGAUUCCAGUACUAUUGAUCCUGAAGUUUCAAAAGAGCUAGCUAAAGAAGCUGAAAAAAUGGGAGCUGUUUUUAUGGAUGCCCCUGUUUCUGGUGACAGCUAUAGCUUAUCAAUCGAACGUGGGUUGCGAAUGAACGGUGAGCAAUCAGCUGGGAAGCAGGUGGAUCAGCUUGUCGGCGCUGCGUUUAAAGCCUCUUAAAGAGACACUACUUCCGACCAUCCCACCUCUAAAAUCACUUUUGUUGUAAAUUAUUUAAAGAAUUUAAAGAGGCUAUCUCCACUUCAGAAAUAUUUCUUCUCUUGGUUGGACUUUCAUUGUUUUCUGGGACUUUUAAAGUGCGU